Molecule: messenger RNA, 1303 nt
Organism: Cydia fagiglandana
Lineage: Eukaryota; Metazoa; Arthropoda; Insecta; Lepidoptera; Tortricidae
Product: zinc finger protein 271-like
Exons: 4
Coding region: 212-1303 (363 amino acids)
Biological process (GO): regulation of transcription by RNA polymerase II
Molecular function (GO): DNA-binding transcription factor activity, RNA polymerase II-specific; RNA polymerase II transcription regulatory region sequence-specific DNA binding
Source: RefSeq, a predicted model, not a curated record
UGAUUACUCUGAUUACGUACUGAAUUACUGAUUAUUUAGGGCAGUAUAGUAGUUUCUUCUAGCUAAUAAUGUAUAGUUAAUUUUGUUAAUAUACCUAUAACUUACUCUGGUAAAGGCAAAUAAUAAUAACUUGUUAAAGAUAUUGUUCGUUCGCCAUACUGUGAUGUCGGCAUAGAGUAACUUGUAUAUACUAACUAUAGUAUUAAUAAGGAUGUCGGACUUGCUGGAGAGCGCGGAUUGUGUUAAGGUGAAGGCCGAACCGUCAUGGGACCUCGCGGAGGACCUGACUGGGCACAUUGACCAUGUGAAAACAGAGUGUGACUGUACUGAGGAGGAUGUUGAAGCGGCCCAGCUGUGCAAUGACCAUAAGGUUAAGGAAGAAAUUAAAAACGAACAGGUUGAGCCCAUUGACCAGGACAUAAAAGCAGAAGAACUUGUGCUGGAUCCCGAGGAGUUCCAGCGGCCCAAAGUGACUUUAGUGUGUCGAGGGAGCCAGUUAAUGCCAAGCCAGACGUGCUCUGUCAGAUUGGAGCAGAUGCAUGUUGACAUGCAACACCAUACAUGCACCAUUUGUCAGAACACAUACAAGUUCCAACAGUAUUUCCCGAGUUAUGACAAUUGCACAGAUGAAGACAAAUCAAGUAUUAACAAACUUGACGGACAAGCUCAGCAUAUCACCAACACUGAGCAUCCAGGCACUAAAUCUUCAAGGAACAAACCACUUAUACAUCAGAAAACGCUUGUAGGAGAGAAACUAUACAAAUGUGAUCUCUGUAAUUAUUCUAGUAUCAAUAAAUUUAAUUUUAAUCGCCACGAACUGAAACAUUAUGGAGAAAAACCAUACAAAUGCGCCUACUGCAGCUACACAACUAUGGAAAAGUCUUAUUUAAAAGAACAUUAUGAAAAUUAUCAUACUGGUAAUAAAGUCUCUUACAAAUGUACCCGUGCUCACUGUGCUUAUACUACUGAUAGUAAAAGUGAUUUCGAUCAUCACUAUGACGAUAUACAUCCUCGCAGAAAACCCUACAAGUGUAAAUACUGCAGGUAUGCAGCUUCCGAGGAAGCUGAUAUAAGGGUACACGAAACUAUACAUAAUGGUAUAAACCCUUACAAAUGUGCUUUCUGUGAUUACACUACAUCUUACAAACGUAGCUUAAAAGUUCAUCAAAUGAUACAUAAUGGUGGAAAUCCUUAUAAAUGUGCCCGCUGUAGCUACAUUACUUUUCGUGAAAGUAAUUUGAAACAGCACGAAAGGACGCAUAAUGGAGUAAAGCCGGAGAAAAUGGAGGGUAAGGUGGGGUAA